This is a messenger RNA of Dryobates pubescens (Downy woodpecker), 1658 nucleotides long. It is a transcript of the gene SOX7, whose product is annotated as SRY-box transcription factor 7. The transcript is spliced from 2 exons. The record is from RefSeq and is a predicted model, not a curated record. The coding region runs from base 67 to 1191 and encodes 374 amino acids. NCBI's taxonomy places the organism in Eukaryota, Metazoa, Chordata, Aves, Piciformes, Picidae. Gene Ontology annotation, molecular function: RNA polymerase II cis-regulatory region sequence-specific DNA binding; DNA-binding transcription factor activity, RNA polymerase II-specific. Gene Ontology annotation, biological process: cell differentiation; anatomical structure morphogenesis; regulation of DNA-templated transcription.
CUGGGACUACGCGGGGACCCCGAGGGCAGCGCAGCGGGGCUGGGGGGGGGGCGGAGGGGCCGGGCCAUGGCUGCGCUGCUCGGCACCUACCCCUGGCCGGAGCGGUUGGAAGGGGACACGGCCGAGGGGCUGCCCCCGAGGCCACCCCCUCGUUGUCCACCGGGGGAGAAAAGCUCCGAGAGCCGCAUCCGCCGGCCCAUGAACGCUUUCAUGGUGUGGGCGAAGGACGAGAGGAAGCGCCUGGCCGUACAGAACCCCGACCUGCACAAUGCGGAGCUCAGCAAGAUGCUCGGCAAGUCCUGGAAGGCUCUGAGCCUCUCUCAGAAGCGUCCCUACGUGGAGGAGGCCGAGCGGCUGCGGGUGAAGCACAUGCAAGAUUACCCCAACUACAAGUACCGGCCGCGGCGCAAGAAGCAGGUCAAGCGCAUCUGCAAGCGGGUGGACCCCGGGUUUUUGCUGGGCAGCCUGGCACGGGACCAGAACACCGUGCCGGAGAAGCGGACCUGCGGCCGGGCUGGGGGGGAGAAGGAGGGGCAGGGUGAGUACCCCCCUCACCCGGGGCUGCCGUCCGUCCGGGGCUACCGGGAGGCCCCGGGCAGCGGCGGCACAAGUGUGGACACCUACCCCUACGGGCUGCCCACCCCUCCAGAGAUGUCUCCGCUGGAUGCCAUAGACCCUGAGCAGAGCUUCUUCUCCUCGCAUUGCCCUGACGAGCAUCCCUGCUCCCACCUCGCCGGAGCCACCUACUCGCCAGAGUACACGGGCAGCUCCCUCCAGUGCAACCACCACCCUCUCAGCCCUAUAUCACAGCCGGCCACCUGCAUGAUACCCCCAGCUUCCAGCUGUGCUCCCCUUCCUCCUCCUCCUCCUCCUCCCAGCUACUACACGCCUGCCUUCCCCUCCCUGCACCCCUCUAGCCUCCAUGCCCACCUGGGCCAGCUUUCCCCACCACCUGACCAUCACAGCUUUGACACCUUGGACCAGCUGAGCCAAGCUGAGCUCCUGGGGGAGAUGGACCGCAAUGAGUUUGACCAGUAUCUCAAUAACCCCAGCCACAGCGACCACCAUGGUGGUGUCUUGGUCAAUGGACAUGUCCCUGUGUCUGGCAGCUCCCAUGCCUCUGAGACCAGCCUCAUCUCUGUCCUCGCUGAUGCCACAGCCACCUACUACAAUAACUACAGCGUCUCCUAGAACCCUACUGGGGCUGCCUGGACCGGCCAAGGAAGGACCAGACACAGUAUUACAAGGCAUUGCUCCCUUGGGACAUCACUCACCACCCCUCAGGGUGACCAAGUCCAAACCUUGAGGGCCAUGGAGUCUCCUUGGUGGCAUAGGUAAAGGAUUUCAGUUGUUGGCACACCGCUGGUGCAAAGCCUCGGAUGCCCUGCUCUGAAUGGAGCUGAGGAGGGAUUUCCCAACGCUAAAGCCCUCUGGCCAAGUCCCUCUUCCUAAGCAGAGGUGCUCCUGGCAGCACAGGAAGGCUGCUUUCGUUUCGGGGCACCCCCAGCUCUGCUUUGGAGUCGAGAGGGUGGCAGCAUCCCACAAACAGCAGGUCUGAAGUCCUGAUGGGGAAAAAAGCAAAACACACUGGAAGGGGAAAAGGUAGGGAUGGGGGAAAAGGGAAGAUUUGGGUAAAAGAAUACAUGGUCUGUAAGCUG